CAGUUGACUUAUUAAGCUCAGUGCGACAAGUGCAGUGCGUGUGAGGAGCUCCGCGAAGUGCUUUUGUAUUAGUUGAUUUCAAGCCCAGCAGUGCAGUGCGUGUAAGCUCUCCAGAGUGCUUCUGUAUUAGUUGUUUUUCAAGCAUUUUACAAGACUAUCGUUAUUUUUUCUGCAAUAAUGCCGCUGAAAAUAAAAAAUGUUUUGGUUUGCGAUGCAGUCGACAAGGCGUGUGUCCAGCUCCUCGAAGAGAACGGCAUAAAUGUUACAUACAAGCUGAAGCUGCCGGUGGAUGAGCUCUGCAAGGAAGUAAAGAACUUCGACGCUGCCAUCGUGCGUUCGGAUACAAAGAUAACAGCGGAAGUGCUUGCGGCCGGAGCCGGGAGCCUGAAGGUUGUGGGACGAGCGGGUGCUGGAGUGGACAACAUCGAUGUGACUGCAGCGACGACGCAUAAUGUCGUUGUCCUUAACACACCAGGCGGCAAUUCUAUUUCGGCUUGUGAGCUGACGUGCAUCCUAAUUGGCGCUCUGGCGCGUCCCGUUGUGCCAGCCGGCCAGAGCAUGAAGGAAGGACGUUGGGACAGGAAGCUCUACAGUGGCAACGAGCUCUAUGGGAAAACCCUCGCCGUGCUCGGCCUGGGCCGCAUCGGACGCGAAGUCGCCAUACGCAUGAAGGCCUGGGGCAUGAGGGUAAUUGGCUACGAUCCCAUUACCACGGAGGCCGAGGCCAAGGCUGUUGGCAUCGAGAAGCUUACCUUGGAGCAGAUCUGGCCCCUCGCAGACUACAUCACUGUGCACACCCCCCUGAUACCGGCCACCAGAAAUCUCAUCUCGUCGGAGUCCUUGGCCAAGUGCAAGCAAGGCGUGAAGGUAAUCAAUGUGGCACGUGGCGGCAUCAUCGACGAGCAGGCGGUGCUCGAUGCACUGGAGAGUGGCAAGUGCGCUGGCGCCGCCUUCGACGUCUACGCGGAGGAGCCACCCAAGUCGGAGGUCACCAAGGCGCUCAUCAAUCAUCCCAAAGUCGUGGCCACGCCCCAUCUGGGAGCCAGCACGGCCGAGGCGCAAGUGCGCGUCGCCGUUGAGGUAGCGGAGCAAUUCAUCGCACUGAACGGCACCUCGCCGAAGUACACCAGUUACGCAGGAGUCAUCAACAAGGAUGCACUGGCUCAUUACCAGUAAUUCCGGCGAAUUUGUUUGUCUUACUUUAUAACUGAUUCAAUUACACUCACAUUCAAAUUAA
Messenger RNA from Drosophila arizonae, 1237 nucleotides. RefSeq names its product D-3-phosphoglycerate dehydrogenase. Gene Ontology annotation, molecular function: phosphoglycerate dehydrogenase activity; NAD binding. Lineage: Eukaryota; Metazoa; Arthropoda; Insecta; Diptera; Drosophilidae. The record is from RefSeq and is a predicted model, not a curated record.